This is a messenger RNA of Elaeis guineensis (African oil palm), 952 nucleotides long. RefSeq lists its product as uncharacterized. Lineage: Eukaryota; Viridiplantae; Streptophyta; Magnoliopsida; Arecales; Arecaceae. The record is from RefSeq and is a predicted model, not a curated record.
CCACCGCUCUUUCUAAACUCUGUUAUCGCACUCCACUCUCCACCGUUUUAAUAUUAUUCCCAUUCUGCCCCUCUAGAGGCCUCUUUCGGGAAGAAGAAACUAUGGCUUUUCUAAUUCCCAAAAAGCCCCUGCAUUCGUCCCCCGGCGCUUACGACGACGACGACGACGACGAGCGCCCUCGGCCGCAGAGCUCCGUGACGAGCUGCAUCUACCUGAAGCCGGACACGGGCGGCGCCGCCGCCGUCCGACGGUCGCUGGAUAAAGAGGUGGUGCUCCGCCGCAUCCGCCACAGGAAGCGCGUCAACCAGAUCCGCACCGCCAUCCAGUCACUUCUCGGCGCCUCGCCGGACACCGGCGAGAAGGACGGCGAGCUCCCCUCCAGUUGGUGGCUCGACGAUGUCUUCUCCGCCCCAUGAUCGAAGUUUGCCGGCGUAGUUGUACUCCGGCCGGACGCCGGCUGGUCGGAGAGUUAUGAGCUCGAUCUUGUACAGUUGCAUUCUUCUGUGUUUUUUUUUUUUAUCAGUGUAGUGGCUUGUAAUUGCAUUCUGUGAUGGAUGGAAGAAAUUUGUCCUCAUGGGGUGCGUUGUUUGACAGCUGUCCAUAUCCAACGGCUCUGAUGCAACCAUGGGAUGGUGGUGCCGUGGGUUUUAGAAACUGGUGGCCGGCCUGGUCGGCCGGGUAGGGAGAUAUCCUGGAAUAAAUGACCGUCCAUCCUGGGAUAUCACCAUCUUUUUCUUUAAACUUAAGAUAAUGUGGGGUCCUUGUACUGGAUUGGACUCUUUGCGUGAUAAAGAAUUUAUGCGGAUAUUGAUAUGUAUGUAUUCUAAUAUUUUCUGGGAACCUUCCUUCUUGCUUUUUGUAAUUAUUAUUCUGGAUGUAAAGGAUGCACGUUGUAGUUUGUAGAGAGAAUGAACAGAAAAAGGUGUCAAAUUGCAAAAUUUAAUAAGGAUGA